Messenger RNA from Postia placenta MAD-698-R-SB12, 1410 nucleotides. RefSeq lists its product as hypothetical. The coding region runs from base 1 to 1410 and encodes 469 amino acids. The transcript has 12 exons. Lineage: Eukaryota; Fungi; Basidiomycota; Agaricomycetes; Polyporales; Adustoporiaceae. The record is from RefSeq and is a predicted model, not a curated record.
AUGACACUCACCCUAAUCACCGCAAGUCUGGCCACCGUCGCGGUGGAGAGUAUGCUCUAUGGUGUCUUCCUCGUACUGGCUGCGAGCUCGAUGUACUUGCACUUGGGCCGUAUCGCGUCGCAGCAGUCAAACUCGUUUGGGUCGGUCUCGGUUUUGGCGUACUUCACUCCGGUCAUCUUGGGGUCAUUAUGCGUUAUCCUGACCGUAACGGGUCACUGGAUACUGACAGUGACUCGUCUGUUUGACGCGUUCGUCAAUUUCCUGGAUGGCCAGGAACCUCUACUAUACUAUUCCGACCUCUCUCUCACGACUGAGGUGGUGAAGACGGCCUUCCUUAUUGCCACAUUGAUCAUCUCGGACAUUUUGUUUUCCCCUGUUGCACCGUUCUUGGGCUCUGCGGAAUUAUUUUCAGUGGCGGGACCUGGUGUCGUAUAUGAGCUGACGCAGCUCGGCACGAGUACUGUGUUCGUUGCACGACUGUCUCGAUGGAUCUCAGCCGACUACGCGUUCACCGGGAUUUUCUUCUACUUGCACGAGGCACGGAUCUCUGGCUCCCUUGGUGCUGGCUCCAGCAGACUGCGCGCCCAUAUGACGCCCGUAUUCCUCGGCGCGGUCAUCGUCUCCUGCACCACAACAGCGCACUGGAUUCUCACUGUUACUCGCCUCUUUGAUGCCUUCAUCAAUUACAUGGGUGGAGCCGCACCCUUGCUCUUCUACGCAAACCUCUCACAGCCAAGUGAGGUGGUGAAGACGGCCGUCUUGAUCGCGACGCUCAUCACCUCCGAUGUCCUGUUUGUGUAUCGGCUUUGGAUGGUCUGGGGCUACAACUACUACGUGAUCAUCAUCCCUAGCAUGGCUGUCUUGGGUCUCUGCGUGUCUGGUGUUGGCAUCGUGUACACGCUUUCGCAGCUCAGCGCCGGCAACACUAUCUUCGUAUCAAAGGCUGCGCAGUGGAUCGCUGCGGAUUACUCCUUCACCUUUGCGUGCGUGUUGCUCUCGGUCUACGGCGAUACGAGUCUCCAGUCCGGCAACACGUACGGCGGCGGAAACCUGAUGCGCGUCCUCGCUACGAUUGUCGAGAGUGCGGCUAUCUACACUGCUUGGGUCGUCGCGUUCUUCAUCUCGUACGAGGUGACCUCGAACCUGCAGUACACCUUCGUGGACACGCUCUGCCAGGUCGCCGGCGUCGCAUACAUGAUGAUCAACGUGCGCGUCAGCCUCGGAUGGGCGCAGACGGCGCACCAGUCGCAGGGCACGUCCUCUGCGGGCGGCAUCGCAUCGCGCCGCGGACCUGUGGACCAUUCAUACGUGAUGCGGCCUGUCGCCGUCGACAUCACGCGAGUGGUGCAGAAGGAGGAUGACAUGGGUCAGCCUGUGAAGCCGCGCGUUUCGAGCGACUACAACGUAUGA